GUGGCCGGACCACCACCGGUGCCUUACCAUCUGUCGCCCACGAUCCACCCAGAUCCCCGUCGGUGGCUAGACCACCACCGCCGCCCACCUUCCGCCCAAAUCCCAGUCGGUGGCCCGACCACCACCGCCUCCUACCAUCUGCCACCCACCUUACGCCCAAAUCCCCGUCGGUGUCCUCUACGACCGAUCCACCCUCCUCUUCCAGACCGAGACCUCGUCAAGCUCAACUGAAGUUCCAGCCGAGCAAGAUUUAAGUAGUGCGAAGUUUGAGAUGGUCGAGCUGGAGCUCUACUAGGCUCCUGUUCAUUCUGCCAGCUUGCACCCUUUUGCCGCUGACUGACUCAGCCCGGCUGUCCCUACGACCAGAAUAAAUUGCAGUGGUGGUGCUACUCCUCCCCCUUGUUCUUCUCCAUGCGCUUAAUGUUUCUAUUCUGUUCAAGAAUGUUGAGUUGGGCAAGUAAAAAUCCCAUCAAAUCUUGUUAGAUUGGGGACAGAUGCUCCAGAACUAUGAAGCAAUAAUCCUUGUAUAUAGUUAUUUUUCUGAAUCCCAUGAAAUAGAGCACUUGUUGCGGCAGUUGCACUAUAGAUGCGUUGAGGAGAUAUACGUACAUAUGAUACAUGUGGCAUAUUCAGUAUGCAUUUUAGCGUAAUGGAGUUGAACUCUGCUUCUGUUGGAACUUUAUACACUACGAACUUCCUACUUGUGUCCUUGGUCUUUCUGGCGGUUGUCGGCCAAUGUGCAUGUGAUAGCUCUUGCAUAUAGGCUGAUGCGAGUCACAAGGUGGGGUGGCAUUCCUAUUCAUUUUUUUGCAAACACACCAAGUGAUCGUGCGAUGGCCAGGUGAAAGCAAUGCCGUCAUUCUGCAAGUGGCGAAUUCACUGGUGAUGCCCCAACUACAAGAAAUGGAGGUGAGUUUGCAGCAACAUGCUUCCCCGAAAACAUAGGGGAGGGAAGCAGAUGAUCAUGGCUCAUGCCAAUGGUCUCCACCAUUCCUGUAAAAUUAGCUGCAAGUUUCUUUUCCUUCUUCCCCGUACCUGUUAUCUCUUUACUUCGUGCCAUUUCAAAAUCAUAUGCCGCCAUUGUCACACCGCGGUCACGUCUUGCUGCAGGUCCUUCUCCCUGCCGUUAAGGGUAUGGAGAACGGAUAAAAUCUCGAUCACCCAUCAUUCCAUUCGCUGUUUAGAACUAUGCAGUGACAUGGAUUCCCUGCGACAGUGUCACGCCCCUCUCAUCACCUCUGGUCUAGCCGAGAGUCUCCACCUUCAGACAAAAUUGGUGGCCAUGUAUUCUCUGCUUGGAAGUUUUGACGAUGGACUAAUAGUUUUUGAUCGCAUUAAGAAUCCAGAUUCCUUCUCGUGGAAGGUGUUGAUCCAAGGCUGCGCUAGAAAUCAGUUGUUUUCAGACGUUCUUUGGGCAUAUGGGUGCAUGAGACGAUCAUCUCAAGACCACGACAAUGCUGUCUUCUCAAUGGCCUUGAAGGCAUGUGUACAAUUGCGAUUUUUGGAUGAAGGAAAGCAGAUUCAUUGUGAUAUUACUAAAGUUGGUGGUUUUGACGAUAUUGUCACCGUGGGAUUAAUGAACCUGUAUUCCGAAUGUGGGGACAUCCGCGACGCUCAUAAAAUGUUUGUUGAAAUGCCUGAAAGAAAUGUGGUUGCAUGGACCUCGAUAAUUGUUGGCUACAUGCACAAAGGAUCGUUAAGCGAAACUUUGAAACUCUUCAAUCAAAUGCUAAGGGAGGUGAAGCCCAAUGAGUUCACUAUGGCAAGUUUGCUCUCAGCAUGUUGUCAGCUGGACUUCUUACAGCAAGGGAAAUGGGUCCACUCUUAUUUGAUCAAAACAGGACUAUAUCUGAACUCUUUCGUUGCAACUGCACUUAUGGAUUUGUACGCGAAAUGUGGCAGUAUUUCUGAUGCUACCUUGAUCUUUGAGCAAUUGCCUUAUGCUGAUGUUGUCUCAUGGACAUCCAUGAUUGUUGGUUAUACACAGAGAGGCUUGUCUAUUGAAGCAUUGAAGAUUUUCUUGAGGAUGCGACGGACGGGACUACUUCCCAAUGAGAUGACAAUGGCUAGCGUCCUUUCUGCUUUUGCUCAACAAGGUUCUCCAGUGGAAAGGCAGUCAAUCCAUGCACUUGUGAUUUUACUUGGCAUGGACAGAGUAUGUGAAGUGAACAAUUCUCUUGUUGAUAUGUAUGCAAAAUGCCACAUGGUUACAGAUGCCUUUUGUGUAUUUGAGAGAAUUUUGCAUAAGGAUUUAAUUUCAUGGAACACAAUGAUCAAUGGGUUUUCUCAAAACAGGCUUGGGGUUGAAGCUUUGUGCCUCUUCCAUCGAAUGAGGUUGACACAAGUUUCACCAGAUGCUGUCACAUGUGUUGGUGUCCUCUCAGCUUGUUCUUCAUUGGGAGCUCUGGAAACGGGCACCUCAUUACAUGGUUAUGCUGUCAAGGUUGGUAUCCUGUCAAAUGUAUAUGUGGGUACUGCUCUCCUCAAUCUGUAUGCGAAGUGUGGGAGUGCAGGUAUGGCCAAGAAGGUAUUUGAUGAGAUGGAUGAGAAGAACAUCACAACAUGGAGUGCAAUGGUGGGUGGUUAUGGGAGGCAUGGUGAUGCCGAAAAUUCUCUUACUCUUCUCCAAGAUAUGUUACAGACGGGUGUGCAGCCCAAUGAUGUAAUCUAUACUAGCAUUCUUUCUGCAUGUAGUCAUGCGGGGAUGGUAAGCGAAGGAUGCAGACAUUUUGAUGACAUGUGCAAUGGUAGUUAUACCCUGCCAUCUAUGAAGCAUUAUGCGUGCAUGAUUGAUAUGCUAGGCAGAGCAGGAAGGCUUGAUGAAGCAGUGGAGUUCAUAAGGAAGAUGCCUCUGGAGCCAAAUGCUGGUAUUUGGGGUGCACUGUUUCAUGCUUGCAAAAUUCAUUCAACCAUUGAGCUUGGGGAGAAGGCAGCAAAUAUACUGUUGGAUUUACAACCUGAGACGGGAUACUACGUGUUGAUGUCAAACAUGUAUGCAGAAGCCGGGAGGUGGGAAGAUGCAGCUACCAUACGGGCCUUAAUGAAGGAAAGAAGGAUGAAGAAAUCACCAGGUUCCAGUAUUUUAGAUACAAGAAACUUUGUUGCUUCAUAGGAAACACUGUGAAUUCUGAAGGCGUUGUUAAGGCAUUGUGUAUGUUAUUUUUUUUGGGCUCUUAGUCACAAAUGUUUCACUUAUAAAGGCUAGUUUAGAGGGAGAGAGGAUGUACAUCACAUACUUAUAGACAUGUUUUAUCCUUAUGACUGCCAAGUUGGAGUUCUUUGGUUGUAAAUGGUGCAACUCCACACCUUCAUCCACAUCUGUGCAAUUGGAAGGACCAUGUGUCCUGAAGAGAAAACAAUAUUCAUGUAAUGAAACGAUAUCCACAUUGAUGCAUUCUGGUUUAUUCUUCUAUUCGAACUGCAUCUCUUCAACUGCCGCCUUGGCGUUUUCUUCAAAUUGAAGAUGUUACAUAUUUAUAUUGAAGUAAUUGAUCAGAAGAUAUAUGGACCAGUGGAUUCAGCUAGAAAGGCUCUUCAAUCUGUUUCUCAACGGCUUCUGGAAAAUCCUCUGCCAGAAAGGAGUAUGUUUUCUGCAGGCAAAUCAAUAGUUCUGACAACAUAUUCACUUGGUCUUGUCUCCCAUUCAGAAGUCCCACCUCCCAUAAGUUACCAUUGAUCUGCUCAUGUCCUCAUCAUACCCUUUCCUUGUAUGACGGCAGCAACAUUUGCACAAGUGCUUCUGCUUCUAUUUCUAUGUUUCAUAAUCCUGCUAGAUCAAGUUGGGUUAAUAGUCGGCAAGAUAUUUUUGCUCCUAUUGUAGGUAUUUAAUAUGAUCUAUUUUGAAUGCUCUCCAGAAAGGCUGCUUCUUUUUUCCAUGAGAUAUGGCUGUCCGCUGUGUACAGAAGUUGGCUCCUGAUGUGACAGAGUAAUAACUAGUGGAUAGUGUUGAAUUAGAAGAUUUUAAUUAUGUUUCUAGGUGGCUCUUUGUAAUAUUAAAGAGUUAUAAGAUCACUUUAAUAUUUCAUUUAUUUCUGUUUGAUGUAAUUUGUAAAUCUCCUUUCUACCCUAAUCUCUUUAUAAUGGAGAUUAGGGUUAGUGAAUGAA
Messenger RNA from Nymphaea colorata (pocket water lily), 4104 nucleotides. RefSeq names its product pentatricopeptide repeat-containing protein At2g03380, mitochondrial-like. The transcript is spliced from 3 exons. NCBI's taxonomy places the organism in Eukaryota, Viridiplantae, Streptophyta, Magnoliopsida, Nymphaeales, Nymphaeaceae. Gene Ontology annotation, biological process: RNA modification. Gene Ontology annotation, molecular function: protein binding; RNA binding. Gene Ontology annotation, cellular component: intracellular membrane-bounded organelle. The record is from RefSeq and is a predicted model, not a curated record. The coding region runs from base 926 to 3112 and encodes 728 amino acids.